CUUCUUUGCUCUUAUUUCUUUUGUUCCAUACUUUUUCCUCGAUACAUAUGUAUACUACCAUGCUUAUUUCUACUAUCGCUUGUUGGUUGUUAAGCAUAGGUUCUGAGCGAAUAACAACGAGAAUAUCUUGCAACUGAGUGAAUAAUGUACACAUAUGUGUGCGUUUAUGCGUGUGUACUUGUAUGCAGCAGUAGUAGAACGCAAUAAUUAAGGUUAACAUUAAAAAUAUAUAUUAAAGCCCAAAAGAAAAAUCGUAUUGAAAAGCAUCGACAGAUAUUCGUUCGAUUGCAUUAAAAUAUUUAUACAAUAAAAGCUCAGCACAAAGCGCAGAUAUAUAGUGAAAUUAAACAAUAUUAUAGAAGGGAAGGAAAAAGUGUUGUGCAGAAAAAUUGCAUGGUAAAAGGCAAAAAAUCUCAUAAUGGAUACAUCUGGGAAUAAUCGUUAUGAACUUUUGUUCAUGGACGAUGACAUUAGCGAUCCAUUAGAUAAUAUUGUCGCUAAAAAGAAGAAGCAAGUCAAAUCAACAACCGCUUCGACUGGAACCGUAUCCAAUCAAAGGACGGCGAACAAACAAAUUGCCGAAGGUAUCAGCAAGGUCAAUAGCAACACCGCCAACACCUCAACCAGUAACUCCAAGAAACUAAAUCAGGCAGAAAAAGAAAAUAAACCUUUAAAUAAGAAUGAGGGCCAAAAGAAAAAUCCUUCUUGUGCUGGUACCAGUACUGGCACUAUGAUUGAUAAACCGAAUAAGCAAUCAAAUUCAGGCGGUUUUGGAAGCGGCAACAGCACCGUUGCUGGUGGCGGAAGUGCUAACCGAAAACGAAACAACGUUGACGGACGUGAAGGUGGUCAAGCGACCCCACAACAACGCAAUGCUAACUUUAGACAACAAAACGGUGAAACACGCGAACAACGCAAUAAUCGUCGCAAUACGAAUCGCGAAAAUAUGUCAUCAGCAAAUGUUGGCAACAGUAUCGGUGCUAUGGAAGCUAGCGCCCAAACGCGCCAAUUUAAAAGUGGCGAUCGUCCACCACGCAAUAAUCGCAAUUUUGAAGGCGGCAAUCGUAAACGAGAAUUUGAUCGUCAAUCAGGUUCAGACAAAACCGGUGUUAAGGCUGUCGACAAACGCGAUGGCUCUGGUGCUCACAACUGGGGGUCUGUUAAGGAUACCAUUGAUGAAGUGAAUACUAAAAAUAAUAAUAAUGAAGACAAUGCGAAUCUUCCUGCAUAUACCAGUGGUGGUACUGAAAAGAUUGAUGAAACCAUUAAUGAACAACCACAAAGCAAUGAGCAAACGAACACCGUGGAGGAAGAAGUAAAAGAAUUGACCCUUGAUGAAUGGAAAGCCCAACAGCAACAAAGAGCUAAACCGCAGUUCAACAUACGCAAGGCUGGCGAGGGCGAGGACACAUCACAGUGGAAGAAAAUGAUUGUUUUGAACAAUAAUAAGAAAAAGGAGAAUGAAAGUGAAGAGGAAUUGGAAUAUGAUCCCGCCAUGUAUCCACAACGUGUAGGACGUCAGCAGCGUAUUUUAGACAUACAAUUCAAUUUCAAUGAUGGUCGUCGCAUUGGCAGCGGUUUUGGUGGACGUGGUCGCGGUGGUGGACGCGGUGGUGGCGGUGGUGGAGGGACCAACGCCCCUCGUUCUACUGGCAAUAAUAAUAAUGAUAGUAAGCCUAGGGCUUCUGGCGGUGGCAGCGCUGGUGGAAUAUCGGGUACGGGUGCCAAUAAUUUAGCCGCCGGUGGCGGUGGACGUGGCGGUAAACGCCAGUUUACGUCAGAUAAACAUCAGCAAAAUUUAGCACUCAAAGUCAACGAUGAACGUCAAUUUCCUACUUUGGCUUAGAAACAAAUGCAAAUGAUUGAAAUUAAACAAAAAAAAAAAAAAAACAAAAUUCGAAAAGAAAAAGCUAAGUAUACUUCACUUUCAAUUGAAAUAAUUACGAGAUCAACUUAUAAUUAAAGCCAAAUAUUCAAUGUGAACGGUCUGUUCAGUUAUUUAGAAAAAAAUCAAAGUGUGAGUGUUAAAAAAAAAAAUUUAUUUAUUUUUUAAUUAUUAUAUUUAGAGUGUUUUUAAUACGCCCUCCAAAAUACAGCGUAAUAAGAAUCACAAAGCAGGUACACAACUGCAUUAAUAUUGUAAGAAAACUUGAAAAAAGCUUUUAACAACUCUUUUAACUUUUUUAAUAAAGACAAGUUUUCCAAACA
This is a messenger RNA of Glossina fuscipes, 2208 nucleotides long. It is a transcript of the gene vig, whose product is annotated as plasminogen activator inhibitor 1 RNA-binding protein. Gene Ontology annotation, cellular component: cytoplasm; nucleus. The coding region runs from base 419 to 1846 and encodes 475 amino acids. The record is from RefSeq and is a predicted model, not a curated record. The transcript has 3 exons. Gene Ontology annotation, molecular function: RNA binding. Lineage: Eukaryota; Metazoa; Arthropoda; Insecta; Diptera; Glossinidae.